Solea senegalensis (Senegalese sole) is the source of this 4606-nucleotide messenger RNA. RefSeq names its product ligand dependent nuclear receptor corepressor (gene lcor). Gene Ontology annotation, biological process: regulation of transcription by RNA polymerase II. The coding region runs from base 95 to 2194 and encodes 699 amino acids. Gene Ontology annotation, molecular function: DNA binding. The transcript is spliced from 7 exons. NCBI's taxonomy places the organism in Eukaryota, Metazoa, Chordata, Actinopteri, Pleuronectiformes, Soleidae. Gene Ontology annotation, cellular component: nucleus. The record is from RefSeq and is a predicted model, not a curated record.
UCCACCCAGCCCUAGAAUAAAAAAGCCACCGGUGACGUGCGCGCAGGGAAGCACCCAGCAGUAUGUGCGCGCCCACGGGAGGGGCCGACAGAAAAUGGCGAGUCUGUGCAAAAGGCAGCAAUGCACGAUAGAGAGGCGCGGCUUUCGGCAGGAACUUGACUCUUGGAGGCACAAACUCAUUCACUGUGUAGGCUUUGAAAGCAUCUUGGAAGGCUUGUUUGGGCCGGGACUAGUCAAAGAUAUCACACUUUUCCAAGAUUGUGAGCCGGAGGAAGUCUCUGACUGGUCCUUCGACGAAAACUGUCUCUUCUGCUGCUUAAGACGUGAAAGAGUCAAGGACCACAGCGCAGAAAACGGUGGCGGCAGCCAGGAGCUGUCUGAGUGUGAAGACUUCAAACGGGAGCAGUCACGGAUCACUCGGCUGGAGAGACAGGCCCAAGACUUCCUCAAUGCUGUGUUCCACAGAAAAGAACUACCAAGUUUCUCAGACCCUCACAUUCCACUAGUGGCUCGUGAGAUCAUGCAGCGAAUGAUCCGCCAGUUCGCUGCCGAAUAUACCUCAAAAACUACUCAGGACGACCUGCCCCUGCCCAACGGCACCAUGAAGGACCAAAGCCUACCGAGAGCGGCGUCUCUGGCUCCGGCCCCCUGCUCCCCGCCCGGGCCCCUGCCGGCGCCCAGCUCCCCUCCAUCGUCUGCCUCCUCCUCCCCAUCCCCAACUCCCGGGCAGGGCCUCAGCCCCACCCCCGCUAAUGCUACCACCGCUGCUACCACCUCAGCACCUGCCUGCACCCAGAGCAGCAACGGCACAGGAGCCAGUAAUGGAGGAGGGGGAGGAGCUACAGCUGCUGCCUCUGCACAGAACCCCGUCCUCAGCAAACUACUCAUGGCCGACCAGGACGGCCCGCUGGACCUCACCGUAAAAAAGAACCAGGUCGACACAGAGCCCAGCCAGCAAGAUGGUGUCCUGGACCUCUCCACCAAGAAGAACCUCAGCUCAGACAAAACCUUCGCCGGUUUUCCCCCUGCUUCUGGGGUCAAAGGACAUUCACUCAGUGUGGAACAGACCCUGUCAGAGGUGGAUGAAGAGGAUGGCUUGCUGCAGAAAAGUUUGCAGGACGGACUGAGGGAGAACUAUGUCAGCUCUAACUCCUUCAAACCCCCACUGGCCCGCUCCCUGCGCAUCAAGGAAGAGCUCCUCAGCCAGAAGCACCGCCUGCUGAGCCAGCCUGCUGCCCUCUCAUUGGCCAAUCUGGAGUCAGCUGGCUUGCUCAACCACGUCCAAUCCCAUUCUUUGCUUGGCCAAAAGGGUUCUUCCUCUUUCUGGGGAAGCAAAGCCCACCUUGAAAGCCUGAUGAAGCUAAAACAGGCCAGUGGAGCUUUGAGUGGGGCUCUCAGUGACCUCAAAGACCUGCCAACAUUCCUGGAGAAUCACCACCUCAACCACCAUGGAGCCUACUCCAUCAAGAGCUCCCUCCACCAUCACCACAAUCAGGUCUCCAAGGCCCAACAUCACCACCAAAAUGAGGGCAAGCGAGACCAGGGCCACUCACCUCCUGUCGACCUAAAGAUCCCACAAGUCCGAGGCAUGGAUCUGUCCUGGGACUCCCAUGCUUCUGAGCUGUACAACUAUGGCACAAUGGGUAUCGGGGGUGGUGGUCAUGGGGAGAGCACCCUCAGCCGGAAGCUGAGAGCCAUCCUGCCCAAACAGAACCGCCGGGGAGGAAGCCUUGGAAGCUUGCUGGAUGGGGCAGCUGACUACUGGACCUCUGAUUUGGAGCAUUCCAUUUCCGGGCCGGCAUACUCCACCUCUGAUGCGGAAGGGGACCCAAGCUCCAAGCAGCCAAGGAAGAAGAGGGGUCGUUAUCGCCAGUACAACAGUGAGAUCCUAGAGGAGGCCAUAGCAGUAGUGAUGAGCGGGAAAAUGAGCGUGUCCAAGGCGCAGAACAUGUACGGCAUCCCGCACAGCACCCUGGAGUACAAGGUCAAAGAGCGCAUGGGAACCCUAAAGAACCCCCCAAAGAAGAAGCUCAAGCUCAUGAUGAAGAUGGAAGCUGCAGGACAGGAAUUUCCCACCGAGUCGGAGAACAUGCCUAAUUCAAACCCGCAAGAUGACGGCCCGCCUCUGGCAGCUGCAGAGCUCAAGGACAACAUAAAAGAAGAGAUUGAUGACAAUUUCAAACCAAUCGACUAAACGACUUACACAUGUAAACCUCAGUCAAAUGACUUGGGUAAUUUGAAAACGGAUGGGGCUUUAUUUGUGCCAAUUUAUUUUGCAGCAUCUGGGUGAGCACAAAUGCAGGGAAAAUAUGAGGAGGAUUCUUGAAACAAACUGGAGAGAAACAACUAAUCGAAUGGUAUUUAACAAGCGUCAAAUGAUCGACGCCAUACAAGCAUUUGUUUGGCUUUCAUAUCCAGGGGCCCAACAAAUACAGCUAAAGACAUUAGUUAAAAGACUAUUAAUGAAAUUUACUUAAGCAUGCUGAUAAUCCCUCACCCAAAAACCCAAUUGCCCUUUUUUCUGAACUUGAUACUGAACCAUUGGCUGCUUCUGAAUGCAGUUUGGGCUUUGGACUAUUUCAAUUGGGGGAGAAAAUGGGGGGAAGGUUGAAAAUUAACUCACAAAUUUUGUCCCUUUACCACUCCCUCUCUCUCAUGGAUUUACUAGCUGAAAUUUGGUAAGUGAAAUGUCUAUUACAUUUGAAGCCAACUGUAAAGUUUAAUCAUACCACUGAUAUUCCUCACUAGGGUUCUGAAUCAAAACCCAUUCUCUUAUUGCCAGAUAGCCAUGAUGCUUUAACUACAAAACCUUUACUUUCCUCCUGAAGAUGUUCUGCUAAUCUCUGUGUGAAUGAAAGCAACAUUGACCUGUCCUUUUUGAACUGGAAAAGACACACAAAGAGUCAUUCAGGGAUGCAUGUUUGUGAGUUUAGUGGACACUACUGACUUCUACAACUGACUUCUUUUCCUCUGUCCUUUCGUUUGAUUCGUUUUUGCUUUCUUUUGCACUACACUUUGGGUCUGGCGCUUACAGACCAGGUUACCUCGGCAUUGUUGCCCUUGCAUCAUGCACUUAUUAUGGUCUGUCUUUCAAGCCCAGUCGCAACCUUGCAGUGGGUCAGAGAUGCACGUCGCCUGCAUACACUGAUCCAUGAUCAGAUUUAGGAGGCUGUUUGACCCUCUUUUUUGCCAAUGGACAAGUCGAGGGGUAAUCUGAUAAUGGAUCAGUUGGAUUUUUUUAAGGCGGAAUGCUCCCUCAUGGACCUCCAUCAGUGUCUCACUGCUGAUCCUUGAAUGCCGGAGAUGCCUUCAGGUUGCCCCUCAGAACGGUGCCCGAAGUGAGCUCAUCCCGUCAUGGUGAUCUCCAAGUGUUGAAGGCCUUUUAGGAUCAGAAUGUGAAACUCUGCUGCUAACCAGUUGAUUAUCUAUCUCCUAGCUUUAGCUAGUUUUAGCUAACAACAACACAUCUCUGUUGUUUUUAUUUUUCUCCUUUUCUAAUCAAACUAAGCGGAAGCAGCUUAGCUGGUGAGUUUGAAAAUGAAAUUGUCUCCCUCGAACGUCAAAGACGAAGGCAGUUUACUACAACAAUGUGCAUUUAUAGUGGGGUGUUCAUUUCAGGUGGUGGGUGGGCAAAUAUGCAUUGGGAAGGUCUAGUUGAUAGAGCUGAGGAAAAGCCAGAUUUUAAUAUAUUAUAAGUUAUUAUGACUGAUUAUGUAGAAGCCAAUCCGUGAUUGUGGGUGAUUUACUUUUUCCUCAUUUUUAAACUCAGGGUAACUGAGGCAGAUGAUGUGGGUUUCGAAUAUUUCCUCUUGGACCUAUAGUAGACAGACAGGAGGACUACAGACACCUCUUACUAAUGCUUUGUGAGCAGGAGGGGUCGUGUGAGUGAACAUGGCUGACAGACCUGCAGAGGAAUCACGUAAGGAAGAAAGAACCCAAAAUGCUGACGAUAGGUUUAGGGGUCGAACAUGUGGCGCUAAACUUCUAAUAUAGCACUUUUCAGAAAUAAAGAAAAUACACGAGAGAUAAAUCUGAUUGAGGUUAUGCAUGCAGUGUAGCUCUUCUCUGAGGGAUACAGAGCAGGAAGCAAUGAGGAGGGUGAAAAGAUGGAAGAUGAAAAAAGCUUUAGUGUGUGAAGACUUUCUGAGAGCUGCAGUUUUGACCCAAACUACUAAUUGUUUCCUCUCAUAUUACCUCCAACCAAUUUAAAGAAAGACAGAAAAUAGGUGAACACCUUGAACAAGUUCAGUUUUUUUUGUGGUGUUGUCUCGUCUCUCGCCUCCCCUCAUUGCUGAAGCAUCAGGAAUAUAAAACCUCUAAUCGUGUUUUAAAGAAUAUCCCUCAGAGACGCAGGUGGAAAGAAAAAAACUCUCCUCUUGGUGUUUCCUGUCAGGAAAACCCUGAAUGAGAUGACAAAUGCUUCUAAGUUGUGUUGUUUGUCCAAUUUGUUUUUUCUAUUUUGCUGUUGGUAAAUGUUGCUCUUCGUUCCUAACACUGCCUGGUGCUCACCCAGUGUGUGAGAUUCUUAAAAUGAGAAUUUUACCUCUCUGUUCAGACAAAAUGAUGAUGAUGAAGAUUCACUCCUUUUGAAAUGUAUUGUAUAUUU